Meloidogyne enterolobii is the source of this 636-nucleotide messenger RNA. NCBI's taxonomy places the organism in Eukaryota, Metazoa, Nematoda, Chromadorea, Rhabditida, Meloidogynidae. The record is from the annotation of a GenBank genome assembly.
AUGUUCGAAGCACAAAAAAAACAAAAAAUUUUAACAGAAAUAACAAUAAAUUUAAGUUUGGUAUUUAUUUGGUAUUUCAAGUCUUUUUCCACGCCUUCCCAAAGCGGGUUUUCUGCCACAACAAUUUCAUCAACUUCUACCCUUCCACCACCUCCACCACUGCCUUCUAUUCAAAAAUUGUUACCUAACAUUACGGACAUUGGGUCAGGAUUUUUUUUAUUACUUCUAAUAUUUAUUUGUAGAUCAACAUUUCCUUCAAGUUCUGAAUCAUAUAUGGGUGGUUUUACUUCAAAAUCUUCAUCAAGCAUUUUUUCUGAUACUAUAACACCACAAAGGUCUAAUUUACACAUUCCAACUCAAGAAUUUCAACAACAACAAAUAUUGCAAAUUACUUCUCUAUUUAUGGAUAAGCCGUCAACCACUUCUUCGGUCACUUCACUGGCAUCUAUGUUGGUACCUCCACCACCUAUUCCACCUUCAUUACCACCUGCGCCUAUACCACCAUUUUUUCUUGACAAAACGAAAAAGACUUUUGAACAACUUUCUUCUUCCUCUCAUUCAGAAUCCUUGUCAGAUGUCUUUUGCACUCCACUACUGCCUCCCCCACCAGCACCACCUCUUUUAAUGCCUAAAUAA